AUGUCUGGUCCCAGAGUUGGGGAGUAUCUCUGGAGAAGUCCUCCCUCCACAAGCUGCCCAGGCAAGAUCUGCUGGCCCCUGCUUUUCUGUGUGGUCUCAUCUUGCCCCACACAGGGCUCUGUGCUCUUGGCCCAGUGACACCCCCAGAAGCUGACAUCCUCUGGGUACUGGAAGUGGAAGCCGUAUCUCAAAGGCCAAGAGAGCAGCACUGACAUCAAGGCUCCAGGGGGCUUUGCUGUAAGGCUGGUCUUCCAGCACUUGGACCUGGAGCCAUCCUCAGACUGCAAAGGGGACUCUAUCACAAUCUCAGCUAGUGGGAUGGAUCUGAGCCGGCUCUGUGGUAAACAGGGCUCCCCUCUGGCCAGCACCCCUGGUCAGAGGGAGUUUGUGUCUUCAGGGAGGAGAUUGCGGCUGACUUUCCACGCACACACUUCCUCCAAAGACAAGACCAUCUGUCUCCACAAGGGCUUUCUGACCCUUUUCCAAGCUGUGGUGGUGAGUUGCAGUCAGCCCAUGAGCCCGGCCAGCAGGGACUCUGAAUCUAUUAUUUCACCGGCAGCCAACUCCUACAAGAUCCAGAGACACUGCCAGGAACCGUAUUAUCAGGCAGUGCCAGCAGGGACACUCAGCUGCCCAGCCUGGAAGACCUGGCAGAAUAGACAGGAUGGGGAGGAGAUUCCUCAGUGUGUGCCUGUCUGUGGACAGCCAGUCACCCCCAUUACCCAGAACCCAAAGACCCUGGGUUCUUCCAGAGCUAAGCUGGGCAACUUCCCCUGGCAAGCCUUCACCAGCAUCUAUGGACGUGGGGGCGGGGCCCUACUGGGAGACAGAUGGAUCCUUACUGCUGCCCACACCAUCCAGCCUAAGGACAGCAUCUACCUCAGGAAGAACCAGAGCGUGAAUGUGUUCCUGGGCCACACAGACAUAGCUGAGAUGCUGAAAGUGGGAAACUACCCUGUCCGCCAUGUCUUUGUGCACCCAGAGUAUAACCAGAGUGAGUCCCACAACUUCAAUGGGGACAUCGCCCUUCUGGAGCUUGAGCACAGCAUCCCUCUGGGCCCCAAUCUCCUCCCAGUCUGUCUGCCUGACAAUGAGAGCCUCUACCUCAAUGGCUUGUGGGGCUAUGUCAGUGGGUUUGGUGUGGAGAUGGGCUGGUUAACUGAGGAGCUGAAAUACUCAAGGCUGCCUGUAGCUCCGAGGGAGGCCUGUGAGGCCUGGCUCCGGGAGAGGCACCGGACUGAGGUGUUUUCUGACAACAUGUUCUGUGUUGGGGAUAAGAUGCAAACGAACGGUGUCUGCCAAGGGGACAGUGGUAGUGUCUAUGUGGUAUGGGAUGAUCACACCCAUCGCUGGGUGGCCACAGGCAUUGUAUCCUGGGGCAUUGGGUGUGGCAAGGGAUAUGGCUUUUACACCAAAGUGCUCAACUACGUGGACUGGAUCAAAGGAGUGAUGGACAGCAAGGACUGACCCUGGAGCACCUGAGCAGUGACCAAUCAGCUCUGUGGAGGCUGCAGUCAAGAGAGGGUUGGGAAUGAGGACCGAGUCCUGGAGGGAGGAGCAGGUAACCCCUAUUUAAGUCAUCAAUGCAGUCAACCAUGUGGGAGAGAAAUCCUUUCCCAUCAAUAUACACCAUCCCAAAAAGUAAGUGGCAUCCCACCUCCCCCUUCUCCUCACCCUCUACCUUCCUGCAUGUUUGCGCCAGGGAAGCAAGCCCUGUACAUCUCUCAACCCUCAUCUGACAUGAAGCAUCCCCUUCCCAUGCUUAAUUUGUAGACGCAGCCUCUCACAUGUGGAAUCACAUGUGGAAGAGUCACCAUCUCACCCCUAUUCAGAGGAGUAUGGAGGAAAGGGCCUAAAUUGCAUUUUGUGAGAUUGCAAGUUCAAAGCCAGCCUCAGCAACUUAGCAAGGCCCUAAGCAACUCAGUGAGACCCUGUCUCUAAAUAAAAUGUAAAAAGGGGCUAGGGAUGUGGCUCAGUGGUUAAGCACUCCUGGGUUCGAUCCCUGGUACCCAGUCUUCCCCCCCAAAAAAUUGCAUUUUGUUCCUGAAAUAGUCCAAAAACCCUUUAAUUGACCUUCGACUAUUCAAGCUAUGGGCUUUACCACCUACCACAAUUCUUAGAUGCAAUUAUCAUAACAGCUCCUUUUUGUUUGAAGUCUUCUCUAUGUCAGGCUUCACUUGUUAUUUCGCUUAGUCCUCACACUAUGUUUGCAAAGAAUGUGCUAUUAUCCACAUCCUACAAAUGAGGAAGCUGAGGCUCAGGGAGCUAUGGUGACUUGUACAAGUCCCACAGCUGGUGUUUGGCUGCAGAGGCUGUUCUCCUCCUAGUAUGCCAAGAUAAUUCUCAGUCCUCAAGACGCACCACAGGAACCUCUCUGUUCUGGUCCCUAUAUCCUCAGAGAUUCCUCCUCCCUGAGAGGUCUUGCUUCUGUGCAGGUGGCAUCACCUGCUCACACUUUCCUCCUGCCUUGUCCCAUGCAGACCCCUAGGUGAGCCUGGCACUGGACUGGAAAUUCCUGAAGACAGCCUGGUUGGUGUCCCUGUCAUCCUGAGGGUACAGCUACCCUGAGAAGACCAACUCUUUAAUUUUUAGUAAUAAUUUGGGAUGCUUUAUAGUGGAAUACAAAAAUAAAAUACAAUUAUUCAGUGGAAAUAUAAAAUGCAUAACAUAAAACAGAGAACAAAUUUGUUAAUGUUGCAGGUCAAGUUCCCAUUUGGUCAAAGGUUAAAUUUAGCCUUGCAAAACAGCAGGGUUCAAAGUUGUACAUACAUGUGGUUACUUCUGUUCUAUUUUAUAAACCUACAGGCAGUACAAAACACAAUAAAAAUAUUCUCAGGUGA
Messenger RNA from Sciurus carolinensis (gray squirrel), 2840 nucleotides. RefSeq names its product complement C1r subcomponent like (gene C1rl). NCBI's taxonomy places the organism in Eukaryota, Metazoa, Chordata, Mammalia, Rodentia, Sciuridae. Gene Ontology annotation, biological process: zymogen activation. The record is from RefSeq and is a predicted model, not a curated record. Gene Ontology annotation, cellular component: blood microparticle. Gene Ontology annotation, molecular function: serine-type endopeptidase activity.